Molecule: messenger RNA, 1542 nt
Organism: Elaeis guineensis (African oil palm)
Lineage: Eukaryota; Viridiplantae; Streptophyta; Magnoliopsida; Arecales; Arecaceae
Product: la-related protein 6A
Biological process (GO): RNA processing
Cellular component (GO): ribonucleoprotein complex; nucleus
Molecular function (GO): mRNA binding
Source: RefSeq, a predicted model, not a curated record
ACCGAGGGGAGAAAGGAGAGGGGCCAAGCGAAGGGCGGAGCGGGCGUUCUUGCUCUCGCGGUUUGCCUUCGAAAGAUGGAAACCGAAGCGUGCCCUCCUACCUUUCCUCGUCCUCCAUCUUCUCCCCCUCCGCCACGCGCCGCCGCCGUCGAUCCCUCUUCUCCCGCCGAUCGCGAUGCAGAUGUCGCUUCUCCAGCCCUUACCGGAGACGGAGGCCUCCUAGAGGCGAUGGAGUCCUCCACCGCCGGUACCCUCCCGGAUGCCGAUAUCUUUUCCGACGCACCCGAAGACCAAGACCCUGAGGAGGGGACGGGCGUUCCAUCUGGUCCCGCUGUUCUUACCGACGAACUCCGAGAUAAGAUCGUGCGACAGGUUGAAUACUACUUCAGUGAUGAAAAUCUUCCUACGGAUAAGUUUUUGUUAAAAUUUGUGAAGAGGGACAAGGAAGGAUUUGUUCCUAUUGCAAUUAUUGCAUCCUUCAGAAGAAUGAAAAAGCUUGUUCAGGACCUCUCUUUGAUAGAGGCUGCACUCAGGACAUCAUCCCAGCUUGUUGUUAGCAUGGACAGGAAAAAGGUGAAGAGAUUACAUCCACUACUAGUUACUGAAAUCAAGGAUACAAAGCCAUGCACUGUUCUAGCGGAGAAUCUACCAGAGAAUUACUCAAAAGAUAUUAUCCAAAGACUCUUUGGUAAUAUUGGAAACAUUGUGAAUAUUACCAUUCAUGAUCCACAUUCAAUAGAGGAAUCUGCCACAACCAGGAAGGCUGAAAUUGCAAUCAGUAGUAAGGUUUAUGCCCUGGUUGAGUACGAGAAGGUUGAAGCAGCUGAGCGUGCUGUUGCCACUCUGAAUGAUGAAAAGAAUUGGAGAACUGGAAUGCGAGUUGAGCUUUUGCUCAAGCGAAUGGAGAAGUAUGGACUAGUCCAGAAAGGAUACAAAGGGACCUUUUCCGAGAAGAGCAAUGAUAUUCAAACAACAGAAAUGACAGGAGAUGGGAAGAAGAUGAAAUCUGUCAACUACCAUAAUGAGAUGGCUGAGAAAGUGGAGGAGCAAUCUGCUAUUGUCAGAGGCGGGCGGAGGAGUCGGUACAAGAAUCGAGGAAAGGGUCACAGUCAACGAAAUGAUAAUGGGCAUGGACAUGGAAGUAUUGCAUCCGGUUCCAGCAGCGAAUAUAUGAGCAAGCCCGUUCCUGGGCCAAGGAUGCCAGAUGGAACGAGGGGUUUCACGAUGGGACGGGGUAGACCUGUUGUUUCAGAUCACGAAUCCACUCAGCAUGAUGCAUGAAGGCGUUUCAAAACUCUGACAACGAUCAGGUUUUCUUACAGUGAAAAAAAAAAAAAAAGGCAAUUAUCGGGUUUUCUUUCAAUGAUUCUGGACAGAUGGUCUGCCUUUAAAUUAGACUUGAUUCCUCUUAUAUGUUCUUUGAGAUCUCUUGUGGCUACCUUUGGAUUAAGGGGUGGGGGAAAGGAUAUAUUAUGAAUACAGUUGUUGGGUAGACUGUUAGAUUUGAUGUUGAUGAAAUUAUCUCUUCUAUUGCAGCUGUAA